Xylaria bambusicola is the source of this 699-nucleotide messenger RNA. RefSeq names its product DnaJ domain-containing protein. Gene Ontology annotation, molecular function: protein-folding chaperone binding; misfolded protein binding. The transcript has a single exon. The coding region runs from base 1 to 699 and encodes 232 amino acids. The record is from RefSeq and is a predicted model, not a curated record. Gene Ontology annotation, cellular component: endoplasmic reticulum. Lineage: Eukaryota; Fungi; Ascomycota; Sordariomycetes; Xylariales; Xylariaceae.
AUGUCUUCAGUUGAUCUGUACGAAGUACUCGGUGUUCCCAGUGAUGCGGAUGAGCCUUCAAUCGAACGGGCUUUCAAGGACCUAUCUCUAAAGCUGCAUCCAGACAAAGCGAACGUAUCGACGGCCCCCAGUGUUGAAACGGAGGCAGAGCGGAAAGUUCGCGAGCAACACAACCACGAACAAUUCGUCAAAGUUAUGGAUGCACGUACUAUUCUCACCGAUCCGGUGAAGAGGAAGUCUUAUGAUCGAGAACGACGAUUGAUAAAGCGCUCAGCAGAUAAGGCUGAACAUUCAAGCAGCACUAGACGUCAAAAGGUUAGGACUGAUAACAGAGAAACAGUCAAGCGCCUCGAGAGUCUAGAUCUCGAGCUGAGAAACCUACUCAGUGUAUAUCGUGAACUUACACCGCGGCGGUAUCAGUCCUUAUGGCUCCCAACCCACUCAGAAAUCGAGUCGCUAUUUAUACGCGUUAUUUGCAUUCAUGUUGAGGUUACUAACAAAGUGACCAAAAAGCCUCCUUCGACUUACACACCCAGUACUGACAAGCCGGUUCAAAGAGAGGCGAAUGUACAUAUCUCGCUUAUUGGCGCUCUAAUUGCAGAGUUAGAUGCGACACUGACCCAACGUAAGACAUAUAUGGCUAGUGACACUUUUUAUUGUGCCCUAGAUGCUUCUUUCAAAAAGUUCUUAGACUCGUAA